Messenger RNA from Paramecium sonneborni, 1251 nucleotides. The record is from the annotation of a GenBank genome assembly. Lineage: Eukaryota; Ciliophora; Oligohymenophorea; Peniculida; Parameciidae.
CAAAAUGUACCCUUAAUCUUAUAAUAAUCAUGAUGAUAUGAUGAGGUAGCAAUUCAUCAAUGAAAAUAAUCAAUUAAUUGAAUAGUUUAAAGCUUAGUUGAUAGAUCCAAAAACUGGAAAGAAAAGAGCUGAAGUCAAAGUUUAAAAUUUUGCUGAUGGCGGAAGAUAUGAGGGAGAACUUGAAAAUGAUGUAAGAAAAGGAUACGGAAUUUACUAUUUUGCAAGUGGGUAUAAUGUUAUAAAGACCUAAUUAAAGGGAUGUGUAUUUUGGACCAUGGAAUGAUUAAUUUUAAGGCCAAGGAACAUACAUUUAUAGAAGUGGAGAGAGAUAUUAAGGAUUAUUCAAUAAAGGUAAAAAAGAUGGGCAAGGGAUAUAUUGGUAUAUAAAUGGAGCAGAAUAUGAUGGUCGAUGGGUGAAUGAUUAGAAGGAUGGAUUUGGUAAAUUUAGAUAUCCAAAUGGGGAUAUUUAUGAAGGAAUUUGGGUAAGAGGAGUGAAAUCAGGGCAAGGAACUUUAGUUUUGGCUAAUGGAGAUCAUUAUCAAGGAGAGUGGAACAAUAACAUGAAAAAUGGAUAAGGAACUUAUAUUUUUGCAUCUGGAUCAAGAUACGAAGGAUUUUGGCUCAAUGAUUAAUAUCAUUAAUAAGGAGUUUUUAGUUAUUCAAAUGGAGAUAAGUAUGAGGGUAUUUAUGAUAAUGGACAGAAAACAAAUAAAGGAGUAUAUAAGCAUGGAUAAGAUGGAUCAGAAUAUUAAGGGGAGUGGUUUAGAGAUUAAAGAAGUGGGAAUGGAAGAAUGAAAUAUGGCAAUGGAGAUAUAUACUAAGGAUUUUGGUAGGAAGGAGAGAGAAAUGGAAAAGGUUGUUAUAAAUACAAUAAUGGCGAUUAAUAUGAAGGAGAAUUUGUGAAUGAUUAAAAACAUGGGUAUGGAAUAUUGAAGAUGGUUUCUGGAGACAUUUAUGAGGGAGAGUGGAAAUAAGGAAGAAAAAAUGGAAAAGGUUUGUAUAAAUUUGCAAAUCGUGAUAUAUAUGAUGGUCAUUUUGCAGAUGGAUUAAGAUAAGGAUAUGGAAGAUAUCAAUGGAAUGAUCAUUCAUAUUAUGAAGGUAAUUUGAAUUAUAAUAAAAUUAGGUAAUUGGGAUAAGGAUAGAAUGAAUGGAAAAGGAUUGUAUGUUUCUCCUGAUGGAGUAUAAGCAGAAGGAAUAUUCGAUAAUGAUAAUUAUGUAGGACCAGCUGACUAAUAAUAUUGAUUUAUGUUU